AUGACAACUGUGGCUAGCAAUGUUACUACAAAUCCCAUAUCAUCAAUAGAUCAUGAAGCAAUAGCUUUAUUUGAAAAGGCAAUAGAGAAAGAAAGUCAAGGGCUAAUGUCAGAUGCGGUUGAGAAUUAUAGAAAAGCUUUUAAAUUGAAUGAAAAAAUAGAUUCAUUGUACAGAUCAGUUAAAGUUCCAACUAACAUAAAGAAAAUCGUUGAUGAAAGAGGUAAAAAUGUAAUGACUAGAGUUGAUGAUAAGAUUGUGGCUAGAAUUAAUGUUGACAAGUUAAUUGCAAGUUUUGCUGAUAUUGAAGUUCAAGCUGGAGGAUUAGAUUUAGCUUUCUCGAAUUUAUCAAUAGACCAUGCACAACCUCCCUCACCAUUAACUCAUCUACCUACGGACAUAUGGUUGUACAUACUAGAAAUUUUGGUGCUAACGAAUCCAGAGUCAUGGUUUAUGAUGUCAAUCACAUGUAAGAAAUUUGCAUAUUUGGGAUUCAACACAAGUGUAUGGAGAACUCUAUGUAAUACAAUAUAUCCUGCACAAAUUUAUGAAGAAAAUCUAAUAUAUCUAGCAAGUCAAACUUCAUCACAAACGAUUGAACUACCCAUUCCCAAAAAUCAACUAGAAAUCCUACCACAAUAUGAUAAUUCUUGGAAAAAAAUGCUACAUGAAAGACCAUUUAUCAAAUUUCAUGGAUGUUAUAUAUCGAUUGUUAAUUAUUAUAGUGAAGGUGGUAAAAGUGAGUUUUCACUAUCUUGGACAAAUCCAGUAAAGACAAUAACAUACUAUAGAUACAUUAGAUUUUACCCCGAUGGAACAAUGAUAAAAGUAUUAUCUGUACUACCCCCAAAUCAGGUUGUUUCAUGGUUAUCAAAAGAAAGAAAAUCAAUACCACACGAGGACACUCAUGAUAAAGAAAGUCACAAGAUUUAUUCAGGUAAAUGGAAAAUAAAUUCAGCUGGAGAAGUUCAUGUACAAAUAGACAAUGGAUCAACUUCAUAUUUAACAUUCCAUUAUUAUUUUCAAGUAAAAAAUUUAGGUCACUUUAAACAUGGUAAAAUGAAUUGGAUCAAAUAUUUUGCAGUCAGAAAAUCUACUGGUGAUGAUGAUGAUAGAGUUGGUGAAAUAAUGGAAUAUUCUAUUAGAAAUGAAAAACCAUUCAAAUUUUCAAAAGUACGUAGUUACAAAAUAUAG
This is a messenger RNA of Lodderomyces jiufengensis, 1191 nucleotides long. Its product is annotated as SCF ubiquitin ligase complex subunit. Gene Ontology annotation, biological process: SCF-dependent proteasomal ubiquitin-dependent protein catabolic process. Gene Ontology annotation, molecular function: protein binding. Lineage: Eukaryota; Fungi; Ascomycota; Pichiomycetes; Serinales; Debaryomycetaceae. The record is from RefSeq and is a predicted model, not a curated record. Bases 1 to 1191 code for a protein of 396 amino acids. Gene Ontology annotation, cellular component: SCF ubiquitin ligase complex. The transcript has a single exon.